AUGCGUCGUGAACGCAAUGCAAAGGCAGCAGGCAAGGCAGCCAACUCGCAACUCAAAGUGAAUGCAGCAGCCAAGAAUAUCAUUUGUGUCCAGUGUCGUCAGACCUUCUUGUGCACGGCCCGUGAAAAGCAGUUGUCAGAACAUGCCGAGAACAAGCAUAGCAAAACUGUCAAGGAUUGUUUCCCUGAUUGGACUGCACCUGCCGCUAAAUAA
Molecule: messenger RNA, 213 nt
Organism: Lichtheimia ornata
Lineage: Eukaryota; Fungi; Mucoromycota; Mucoromycetes; Mucorales; Lichtheimiaceae
Exons: 4
Coding region: 1-213 (70 amino acids)
Source: RefSeq, a predicted model, not a curated record